Trematosphaeria pertusa is the source of this 1263-nucleotide messenger RNA. RefSeq names its product HET-domain-containing protein. The transcript has 2 exons. Bases 1 to 1263 code for a protein of 420 amino acids. Lineage: Eukaryota; Fungi; Ascomycota; Dothideomycetes; Pleosporales; Trematosphaeriaceae. The record is from RefSeq and is a predicted model, not a curated record.
AUGCCGUCCACUUACCGCCGGGUUCGUGCUUGGUUUGCGGGGCUUCGAAAGAAGAGGGUAGCACCACAGUCCUCUCCUUCAGGAUCGAGCUCGAAAAUCCGUGCUACCCCAAGUGGAACCGCCAACCAAGCAAGCCGCAGUUACUACGCGGAAGCCGAAUUACCGGGACAUAGUUCUCCACUCGUUUGUCGGCCGUCGAAUGGUCUGCAGCUCGUGGAGCCAUCUUCAAGCCGCUCUUCCGUCUUCUACGAACCUUUGCUGGAUAAAUACGCAUUUCGCCUCUUGAUCUUGCACCCUUCCGCCGACAGGAAUGCGCCCAUAGUCUGUUCUUUGGUCCAUCGGAAUCUAAGGGACCGGAUCGACUACACAGCUCUCUCGUAUGUGUGGGGCGAUCCGAGUCCCGCACAACGCAUACUAGUCAACGGCCAUGAAGUCAAAGUUACACCCAAUCUGCACGAAGCCUUGAUUCAUCUGCGAGGCGAUUCGGCUGGCGUGCUAUGGGUGGACGCUUUGUGUAUCAAUCAGAAAGACGUACUCGAACGCGGUCACCAGGUCGCACGCAUGGGUGAGGUGUACUCUCAAGCCCAUCAUGUGGUUUCGUGGCUCGGUCCAGCAUCGGAAGAAUCGACCUCAAUUGAUGACCUGGAAGUCGAUUCCCGCCCGUACUGGCAGCGAGCGUGGAUUAUUCAGGAAUUUUUGAUGGCGAGGUCUGUGGUUCUAAUGUGCGGCGAUUGGGUUUUUAUGGAGGAAGACGAGUUCGGCAACUACGAUCCCAACUUUGGUGGUCUCGAACUGGACGAACGCUUCCGGGGCUCAGACUUCUGGCGAAAGUCCACCUCAAUUCAGUUGUGCCGGUUGCGGGAAGACGCGCUAUCAGGAGGUCGAGGGAAAAGUGCAACAGUCACUUACCCUCUCGACAGGGUAGUCCGGCUGGGUGCAAAUGCUAUCGCUUCUGAUCCGAGAGACUAUGUCUAUAGCCUGCUAGGAUUGGUGGACAAAAACGAAAUCCCAGGUCUAGAGCCCGACUAUACGCUGUCGCCGUGCGAAGUCUUCUGUCGCACGCUCCGUAUUCUAUCAGAUCAGAGCCACGCGGGCUCUCGCGAGUAUCGAGAGGAGAAGAUGAACGCAGCAAAGCAUUACAGGACUUUUGGGAGGAAGCACGACAAAUAUGCAGAAGAUAGAAAGAAUUGCGAUGGGAAUGAGCGCUGCACCACUUCCUGGUUGCUAGAGAAUUGGUCUGGGCUGGUUUCGCUCGAGCCGUGA